Andrographis paniculata is the source of this 950-nucleotide messenger RNA. RefSeq names its product transmembrane emp24 domain-containing protein p24delta3-like. The record is from RefSeq and is a predicted model, not a curated record. Gene Ontology annotation, cellular component: Golgi apparatus; COPII-coated ER to Golgi transport vesicle; endoplasmic reticulum. The transcript is spliced from 4 exons. The coding region runs from base 53 to 742 and encodes 229 amino acids. Lineage: Eukaryota; Viridiplantae; Streptophyta; Magnoliopsida; Lamiales; Acanthaceae. Gene Ontology annotation, biological process: Golgi organization; intracellular protein transport; endoplasmic reticulum to Golgi vesicle-mediated transport.
GCUGCAGUAAAACAAUUCAUCGCCAUAACUCCGUCUCCCAACUUCCAACUUGAUGCUGAAACCAAAUUGUCGAUCGAUUAUCGGCAUGAAGCUUGCGGAGGCGCGUUUGUGGUGGACUGUGGUGGUAGUGAUCGCAUUAGGGGUGAUUCCUGCGGCGCGGGGGUUGUGGAUUGACUUGCCGAGUUCGGGGACGAAGUGUGUGUCGAACGAACUGCGCGACAACGUCGUGGUUUUGGCGGAUUACUACGCCUUUAUCGGCGAUGAUUACGACGCCAACAGUACUGUAGCUCCGGCAAUUUCCGCUAAGGUUACAUCACCAUUUGGAAACACUCUCCAUCAUCAAGAAAAAGUGUCGCAUGGUCAGUUUUCAUUCACUACAACCGAAAGUGGGAGUUACUUGGCAUGCUUUACAGGGGCUGACGAUCAUAAUGUUGGUAAAAGGGUGGUUGUUGGUAUUGACUGGAAAAUAGGAAUAGCAACAAAAGACUGGGAUUCGAUUGCUAAGAAGGAGAAGAUUGAGGGACUCGAACUUGAGCUGAGAAGGCUUGAAGACACGGUGGAAGCUAUCCACAAGAACCUGUAUUCUCUGAUACAAUGGGAAGAGGAGAUGAGGGGCGUAAGUGAAAAAACAAAUGCCAGAGUGGCACGAUGUAGUAUCAUAUCCCUAACCAUCUGCAUUGUGGUCUCUGUUCUUCAAGUUUUGUUUCUGAGACGAUACUUCCGGCAGAGGAAACUUAUCUAGGCCUUUGCACAGGUUAGCCUUAAUUACUCGUUAUCUAUUGUAACCAGUUAUUAAUACCAUGAAAAAUUAUUGAACUAAAUAAGCUUCUUACGCUUCCUUAUUGCAUCAAAUUCAACUCUAUGAAAUGUAUGUACAAAUAUUGCUUACUUCUUUACCCUAUAGGAUGAGAGAAUAAAUGCUAUGAUGAUAUAUAUGUUAUUUUGAUUAA